This is a messenger RNA of Esox lucius (northern pike), 3386 nucleotides long. RefSeq names its product phosphatidylinositol-4,5-bisphosphate 4-phosphatase 2 (gene pip4p2). Gene Ontology annotation, molecular function: phosphatidylinositol-4,5-bisphosphate 4-phosphatase activity. Gene Ontology annotation, biological process: phosphatidylinositol dephosphorylation. The record is from RefSeq and is a predicted model, not a curated record. The coding region runs from base 123 to 899 and encodes 258 amino acids. Gene Ontology annotation, cellular component: lysosomal membrane; plasma membrane; late endosome membrane. Lineage: Eukaryota; Metazoa; Chordata; Actinopteri; Esociformes; Esocidae. The transcript is spliced from 7 exons.
GGAGCAGUGCCCCUGAUUCGCUGGGAGCCUCUCUCCCAAGGAAACGCUGGCCCGAGGAGAGCCACCGCAACCACUGUCCUGUCCGUUGUUUAUCUGUCUAGUUCGGCUAAACCUCUGCAGUCAUGGCCGACGAAGGCACGGAUGAACGGUCCCCGCUGCUGUCAGCCCCGAACUCCGGGAAUGUCACACCGUCUGGACCGCCGUCGUACUUACAAGAUACAAGCCCAAGAGCCGAACUACCUCCUCCCUACACCGCCAUAGCCAGCCCUGACGCCGGGGGGGUUCCUGUCAUCAACUGCAGAGUGUGCCAGUCUCUCAUUAACCUGGAUGGGAAGCUACAUCAGCAUGUGGUAAAGUGUACUGUGUGCAACGAAGCCACGCCCAUCAAAAACCCACCGACUGGGAAGAAGUAUGUUCGCUGCCCUUGUAACUGUCUCCUCAUUUGCAAAGACUCGUCUCGAAGGAUAGGAUGCCCGCGACCCAACUGCAGACGCAUCAUCAACCUGAGCCCGGUGAUGGUGAUUCCGGAGGAGCAGCCGGCUCAGCCAGCCCUGCCCGUCCAACCAGAGGGCCUGAGGGUGGUCUGUGGGCACUGUGGAAACACCUUCCUGUGGAUGGAGCUCAGAUUCAACACGCUAGCCAAGUGCCCCCAUUGCAAAAAAAUUUCGUCUGUGGGUAGUGCUCUCCCUAGGAGGCGCUGUUGUGCCUACAUCACCGUGGGGAUGAUCUGCAUCUUCAUUGGAGUGGGGUUAACUGUUGGCACUCAGGACUUUGCCAGUCGCUACCAUGCCACCUACGUGUCCUGGGCUUUUGCCUACCUUCUGGGUCUAAUCUGUCUGAUACGAGCCUGUUACUGGGGGGUCAUCAAGGUCAGCUAUCCAGAAAACAGCUUCGCCUAGACAGACACAAGUGGCCAUUCUACUGUAAAUCUCUGUUGUAGAUGUUCAUGUUAUUAUUCAGAUCAAAGGUCAGUCCGUUCUGGUACAGUCACUCCUGGUCCAAGAGGACAGAAUUCCAGACCUGGUUUCACCACUGAAAUCCAUUUUAAUAAAAGGAUCAACGCUGUAGAUAUUUAUAAUUGUUGAAUUGGUUUGAUAAGUUAUAAAGUGUGACUGACAUAAUUUACACUGAAAAAGGACGAUAAUUAUGACAAUGAUUAUGACGUGAAUACGAUAAAAAAUAUGACAAAGAAUAUGACGUGAAUACGAUAAAAAUUAUGACAAUGAUUAUGAUGUGAAUACGAUAAAAAUUAUGACAAUGAAUAUGACGUGAAUACGAUAAAAAUUAUGACAAUGAAUAUGACAUGAAUACGAUAACAAUUAUGACAAUGAUUAUGACAUGAAUACGAUAAAAUUUUUGACAAUGAAUACGACGAUGAUUAUGACGAUAAAUGCGAACUAUGACGAUGAUUUUACUAGGAAGCCAGACUGCGGGUUUGGGUCUCCUGGACCAGGUAUAAGUACUAGCUGGCUGUCUGACCGACUGACUUUUUUUGCCGGGCUGAAUUGCUGGCUGAUUGACGGACAUGGUACCCAUUUUACGUACUGCAUUUUGUUACCGACCAGACCAAAUGAGAAUAAUAACUUUUAUUGAGAACAGUUUUGCCCAUUGCACUAUAAUUAUAUGCAAUUAUUUUGUUCUGUUGCUGCUAGUUUCCCCAGCUCCAAAAGCUGUCUCCUGUCCCAAACAUCCACCCUGCCUGUACAGAGUUGCUCCUGAUUUUAAUACUUUGAAAUGAUUGACAACCUCCCCCUUGGACCUGUGAUUACCAACUUUGUAUUGUACUGUCUUGUUAGUCAUAGUAUUUCAACAUGCUUUAUGCUUCCACUCGCAGUAGAGCAUUAACCUCUGGUUCUGUGUGGAAGAAAAGGCUAGAUUACAUGUCAUAGCCACUACUGACUCACUGCAUAUAUACUGCCUUUUCAUCACUGGUGGGAGAAUGACAUUCAUUUUCAAGCACACCUGGUCUAUAAUUGACAUUUCAAAAGCCAACUUUUUUCUCUGCUUCAGAAUCCACUUCUCCUAUUUGAAAUGGCAGAAGGAUGAAUGUUCAGUGUUCUGUUGUGUUAACCUGACACUCUGCCCUAGACUGAAACGACCAAACAGCUCAUGAUGAUUUUCUUUAACAAAUUCAGCCUUAGAUUUGAGACUUUCCUCUUCAUCAACUAUUAGUUGGCCACCAGAGGGAUAUUUUGUUUACUUUUGUUCAGCUUGGUCCUUCUCAUGUGUCAGUGCCUAAUUUUUGGUUCGUAACUAGUUAGCUACAGGUUCCCAAAUGGCGGAGCUCUCUUAUGGUAUUGCAUCCCAGUGCAACUGUGCCAUUGCAACAGGGAUUUGUGUGCUAGGGGCAUUAUCUUAUGCCCAGGAGUUCCGCAGAAAUGUGGUGCAAAUUGUCUGAGGGGGGCGAGGGACUAGUGUUAGCCACUGAUGUUAGACAGUGGACAAAAGACACAUUUAUGCACAAAUGACAAAAUCCAACUUUUUUUUCACACAAAUACAUGUGGUUUUACGGAUUAUUUUGAAAGGGAGUCCAUUGAACAUUACUGUUUACCUUCCAUUAUCAACAUAAGGUUAGAGGUCCUAAUGGAGUUGUCAAACGGCUAUAAUUCACUGUAGUUCAGCUCGCUACUCUGAGGUAUUCAGCGGGCUGCUAGACAGUAUUUUGAGGGGUCGAGGCAAUGCUGUGGGGUUUCCUCACAUUUCAGAGGAAAACAUUGUUCACUGUUUUUCCUCUGCUCAGUUUAAGUAAACACAUGACAUAGUAAAAGAUCAUAUUUAAAUGUAUACAACAUUUUGAAACGCCAAAUGCCUCUUUUUUUGUUGUUAUUGGUUGAUAGAUGUUUUACAGGAAAUGAUCAUGCCCAGUUUGUUUUGUUAUUUAUGCUAGGUUAUCUGAUGGAAAAAGCUACAAUAAUGUUAUGUUGCACAUGCAGAUUUUAAGACUGAGAAAAAGGAUGUUAAAGCAUUUUUAUUUUUCAAGUUUGGACUCAUUUAUAGAAAGUUGCAUGUUGUUGUCUUUGUUGUUUUUCUAACCGACACCAGUGUUACAUUUUCCUAAGAAAGGAACGGUCUCGUUUCAGUCUUCUCCACAGCUCUCCCUCCUGUGUUUCUGGAAUGUAACCUUCUUCCUGCUUUGAGCCUGUUUCUCUCCUAACUCCAGGAAUACCUAGAUAGCAUUGCAGUAGAUCAGCAAUCCUGUCCCAAAAGAAAUGGGUACAUCUCCUAAUUAAUACUGUUCAGAAUGUGAUGAUGACACAGUCUCUCUUUGUACAUAGUCAAGUCAGCAAAUUAAAACAAACUGUAGCUUGAAAUACGUUGGAAUAUGAAAUGGCUUGGGUCUUUCUAAAAAUUAUAAUUUAUCAAUAAAAUAAACAAAUGUGACUCUU